This is a messenger RNA of Vitis riparia (riverbank grape), 1137 nucleotides long. RefSeq names its product pentatricopeptide repeat-containing protein At2g20540-like. Gene Ontology annotation, molecular function: RNA binding; protein binding. NCBI's taxonomy places the organism in Eukaryota, Viridiplantae, Streptophyta, Magnoliopsida, Vitales, Vitaceae. The record is from RefSeq and is a predicted model, not a curated record. Gene Ontology annotation, biological process: RNA modification.
AUGUGUGAUAGCUUGGAUGAUGCCAACAGGGUGUUUGAGGAAAUGACUGAAAGAGAUGCAGUUUCUUGGAAUACCCUCAUUUCAGGGCAUGUUAGAUUAGGGCAGAUGAGAAGGGCAAGGGCCAUCUUUGAGGAGAUGCAGGACAAGACCAUAUUUUCUUGGACAGCUAUCGUUUCCGGGUAUGGUCGCAUUGGGUGCUAUGCAGAUGCAUUGGAAUUUUUCCGGAGAAUGCAAAUGGUGGGUAUUGAGCUUGAUGAGAUUAGUCUUGUUUCUGUUUUACCAGCUUGUGCCCAGCUGGGAGCUCUUGAGUUAGGGAAAUGGAUACAUAUUUAUGCAGAUAAAGCCGGGUUUUUGCGCAACAUUUGUGUUUGUAAUGCUUUGAUCGAAAUGUAUGCAAAAUGUGGAAGUAUAGAUGAAGGGCGUCGCUUGUUUGAUCAGAUGAAUAAGAGGGAUGUGAUGUCUUGGAGUACGAUGAUCGUAGGGCUAGCAAAUCAUGGAAGAGCUCGUGAAGCUAUUGAAUUGUUUCAAGAAAUGCAGAAGGCAAAGAUUGAACCCAACAUCAUCACCUUUGUCGGUCUUUUAUCAGCUUGUGCCCAUGCUGGCCUUUUGAAUGAGGGAUUGAGGUACUUUGAGUCCAUGAAAAGGGAUUACAAUAUAGAACCAGGGGUUGAGCAUUAUGGCUGUUUGGUCAAUCAUCUUGGUCUUUCUGGACGCCUUGAUCAGGCUCUUGAACUCAUAAAGAAGAUGCCAAUGAAGCCGGAUUCGGCUAUUUGGGGUUCGUUAUUGAGUUCCUGCAGAAGUCACAACAAUCUCAAGAUUGCAGCCAUUGCAAUGGAGCAUCUGCUAGAGCUUGAACCAGACGAUACGGGGAACUAUGUCUUGCUUUCAAAUCUUUAUGCAGACUUGGGAAAGUGGGAUGGUGUAUCGAGGAUGAGGAAACUCAUGAGUAGUAAGUAUAUGAACAAGACACCAGGGUGUAGUUCAAUUGAGGUGGACAGUAUGGUUCAAGAAUAUGCAUCAGGUGAUGAUUCAAAACCAUUUUCCAAAGCUAUAUAUAGGGUACUAAAGCUGCUGGUUAUGCAUCAGAGCAAAAUGGAUGAUGAUAUCAUGAAAAUUAUGGUUCAUGACAUAAGCUAA